Annulohypoxylon truncatum is the source of this 1861-nucleotide messenger RNA. RefSeq names its product mid region of cactin-domain-containing protein. The coding region runs from base 97 to 1575 and encodes 492 amino acids. Lineage: Eukaryota; Fungi; Ascomycota; Sordariomycetes; Xylariales; Hypoxylaceae. Gene Ontology annotation, biological process: mRNA cis splicing, via spliceosome. Gene Ontology annotation, cellular component: spliceosomal complex; cytoplasm. The record is from RefSeq and is a predicted model, not a curated record. Gene Ontology annotation, molecular function: protein binding. The transcript is spliced from 3 exons.
UUUCGCGAUUUGUGAUUUACCUUCACUCACAUAAAUCACCCCAGACUUACCAUCAUCCUACCUAGCGCAACCUAUCUGAUAGGUUGGAUCUGAAAGAUGGAUCCCGGGCGACGUGCUAUGAUAUAUGGCCGUAAGUCACCCCCUCGCCGCGAUAUCACAUCUCCUAGACGAGAUCCCAGCUCCAGGAUCACGAAGCCCUCGCGACCGACGCAACCUAAACCAUCGAAUUCUACUACACAAAAUUGGCUGAGCCAGGAUGAGCAAUCCAGACAGUUUGUCGCAGAUGAGGACAAGUUCGUUUUGAAGCAAGCCAAGAAGAAGGCCGAUAUCCGAGUUCGUGAAGGGCGAGCCAAACCUAUCGAUCUCUUAGCAUUCAACCUGCGAUACGUUGACACUGACCGAGAUGUCUUCGACGAUGACGACGCCGACGUCGACAUUGACGUACCCCAACCCGACACCGUUAUUAAUGGGCUAAAAGAAUCAGAGCUUGUCGAGCUCGAGGCAGAUAUCACACCAUACCACACGCUAGAGACAAAUGCGAUGAAUAGGGACUAUUGGAAGGCACUGCGGACAAUCUGCGCAGAUAGAAGACAACGACUUAAGCCUAUGGGUCCCGAGCAACGCGCAGUUAGCUCAGUCAUUGCGGAUGUGGACAAGAUACUGGGCCCAAAGAAUCUACAGCAGUUGGAGAAAUUGGAGGGCCAGAUACAGGCCAAACUGCGUUCCGACGAGGUCAUGGAUACUGAUUACUGGGAACAGCUACUCAAGAGCUUGCAGAUCUUCAAAGCAAAAGCUAAACUUAAGAUCAUAUAUGAGGCGAUCAGAGAGAGAAGAGUCCAGCUUCUGAAAGAGCGCGAUCCGGAAAAGGCAAAGGCGCUUGCCGAGUCUGAAUCGCUUGGAAGUGUUGCGCGCUCCGAUCCUAAGGACACCUCGGCGAAUUCAAAUUCCAAAUUGAAGCACAGUGCAACAGCUAUUUCUCUAGCCAGCAGCUCGACCAGCGCACCACCUCCUGGUACUGCUCGGUUCGCUACCGGCGGAAAUGAAGACUUCUCGCAAGCUACGAAAGCUUUAUACGAACGAGAGGUUGCUCGCGGAGUCAGUGAGAACGAGGAGAUAUUCACUGCUGAAGAGUCUGUUUCGAGCACUACAAAACCACAGUGGGCAGACAAGUACCGGCCUCGUAAGCCGCGGUAUUUCAACCGUGUGCAAAUGGGCUACGAAUGGAACAAGUACAAUCAAACACAUUACGAUCAUGAUAACCCUCCGCCAAAGGUGGUUCAGGGAUAUAAAUUCAACAUCUUCUAUCCUGACCUGAUUGACAAGACGAAGGCGCCCACCUUUAAGAUCAUUCGCGAGCACGGAAGGAGACGAGGCGAAUCCUUUGCGCCCGCUGGAGAAGAGGAUACUUGCUUGAUUCGAUUCAUUGCCGGGCCACCAUACGAGGAUAUUGCUUUCCGGAUUGUCGAUCGGGAAUGGGAUUACAGCGCCAAAAAGGACCGUGGCUUUAAAAGCAGCUUUGACAAGGGAAUCCUUCAACUCCAUUUCCAAUUCAAAAAGAUUUAUUACCGGAAGUAGACGGCUACUUAUUAUCCGUGGGAUACCACAUUUUCCACGACAAACACGAAGACGACUACCCUUGGGCUUCGUACAAGAGAUCUUCUCUGUCUUGAUUUCGAGCUGUUGGAAAUGCUGGCUAGGCAUAAGACUAGUAAUGACAUCAACAGACGGCUUACAGGGCGCUAUUAUCUAGCGAAACGUGGCGGCGAAUCAAGGACUUGUCCUGAUCUGAGUGACACAACACUCGGAGAGCUGCCUUACCUCCCUGAUCUAGCUGGUUUCUGGAAGACUGGGAUCAGUAGAA